Vitrella brassicaformis is the source of this 4232-nucleotide messenger RNA. The record is from the annotation of a GenBank genome assembly. NCBI's taxonomy places the organism in Eukaryota, Vitrellaceae.
CAACACGUGUCCGACGUCACGCCCGUUUGUCCAUUGUCCAUCGCAGGUGCGGGGCUCUGACGCACUUCCGUUGCAUCCUCCAACCCGACCGCAGGCAGCCGAAACAUUACGUGUGCCUCGACUGCUGACCGACGGGGGCGAGGAGAAACGACAGUGCCUGCAAGCCCGCACUAUUUCACACACCGACAAAUAAACAAACACCGGAGGACCCAGGUGGUACGUGCAUCCCAUAAUAUCAUCCUGUCCCCGCCCAAUCGCUUGCACAGGUGCGGGGAUCGUGGCUGCAUGUCUGUUGGCUCGUCAACCCCAUCGGCAGGCAGCCGAAGCAUUCUGUGGGCCUCGACUGCUUGCAGAGGGAGAAGAUCAGGCACAGUCACGUAGCAACGAUAUCCCGGUCCCUUUUCACCGAGUACCUAAAAUUGUGUGUGUGGAUCUCCCGGCUCAUUCACCCGUUUAAACAAAACCCACCCGAGAGAGACUUUGCAUCAAAAAGAAUGGGGGGAUCAAAAAGAAAAGGAAUAGGUCGUUCGUGGAUGUCAUCUCAGGUAUCUCAUCUUGUUGUCGCCGGCAAAUCGCUGUCAGCCACGCAGGCAGGCAGGCAGGCAGGGAGGGAGGGAGGUGGGGGAGAAAAAUCACAGGGGCAGUCAGUCAGUCAGUCAGUCGUGCAGGCACGAAUGCAUGCAGGCAGGUGAUAAAUAGGCAUACACACGUGCGUGUACAUUGUGACAUCCAUCAGGCAGCGACCCAGCACUCGCUGGCCCCGCCCGGCCAUGAAAAAAAGUGAAGACUAAACCAGCCAUCCAUCCAUCCAUCGAUGGCUGGCACGUGACUUGGCUGAGUCUUCGAUAAAGAGACUGAAUAAAACGUGCAUUCCAUUCCGGCCGUCCACUCACCUCCCCUCCCUCCCUCUCUCCCUCCCUCCCCCACACCACACAGGCAGGCCACGUUAUACACAGCAGCAGGCAGCGUGGAGCAUUUAUUGGUCGCACACGCAAAAAGCGUCGGAGUGCUCCGACGGUCGGGCGAUAGACAGACAGACAGACAGAUCGAUCAAUCACACGAUAAACCCCCCAGCACACGCCACACUUCCUCACAAUACAAUCUCUCGCACAAUAAACCAACCAACCAACCAAACAACCACCUACUUACCGAUACGAAGACCCGUCUACCUCUACCUACGCUACGCCCUAGCUACGUACACACAAUGGUACACACAUUCCAUGCACACAUUACACUUUGCUCAUGAAGUCGGCCGUCGUCAGGCCGCCGCCGCCGGCCACGCUGACGGUCUCCGAGUAGGGUGUGGGAGGGGCGCCGCUGUCGACUGUGGUGGCGGCGAUGCGGUCGGUGAGCAACUGCUGGCUCACCUUGCCGUCGGCGGCCUUGUCGAUGCCGUUCUCAGUCAUCAGCUCAUCCUCCUUGAGGGCGACCUCCUCAACGGGGUGGAAACACGAGUACACCUGACAUGCGCACGCCACACAUUGACAUGCACGUGCACGUGUUGUGUUGGGUCUAUGGAUUGCUGGCUGGCGUACGUACGUCGGGCAUGACGAUGCCGGUGAAGGUGAGCAUGAUGCAGAUGAAGGCGAGGGCCAGGCCGACCGCCUGCAGAUACGCGGGGUAGCCCGCGUAUCGGCCGAAGGGUUGUGUGCUGCUCCAGAAGACCAAACCCAUGAGGAUCAAGGUCGCUGGCGGGAUGAAGAACUUGAGCAGCAGCGACCACACUAUCGUGAUGGGCCAGUUAUUGCCCUAUGUCAUUGCAGAGGCACAAUGAAAGGAGACCGUUGACACAUGGGUGAAUGCAUCUGCGAGGGAGGUUGCUGGGUACCUUACCUGUGCGCACACGGUGUUGAGGUCCAUCCUGAGUGUUUCGAUCGUGCCCAGGUACAGCCACCAUGCGCGCUUCUGAAUGACAGGCACACGGACGGGCAGAGACCGCAGCAAUCCCAUACGUAGAUGAGUGCAUGAAGGGGGUCUCGGUCUCCGACGUGUGUACCUCCAGGCUCAUGUCUUUCGCCUUUGUCAGGCCGAGUGCCGUAGCAGAACCGAGAACCAUGAUCACCGCGCCAACCAGCGGCCCCGCAGUCGACCCUGCAAACCACACCGGCAACCGCACACACAAGUGCAGCCAUCCGUCAGUGCACUUAAGAUCUCUCUCCUCCGGUUGCUCACCGACGGCAGUGUCUUCAGCGCCCAGGCCGACCAUCAUGCCCACAAACGCCCCGCCGAGCCAGGCCGCCAUGGCGCACACCUCCGCCACAUAACCCACCUUCUCGCCCACCAGUUGGAAGUUGUAUACCCAGCCCCCCGCCACGGCAUGGAUCAGACCUAUAAAGAGAAAAGCGACGUUGUUGAGGUAGAAGUCCACAGCGUCCAAGAGGAAUAGGCCGAUGUCGGUGGCGUAGACGCAAGACACGGCGAGGCCGGCCAGACACAUGGCCGUCACCACUCUCCACCGCUUGACGCGACGAAGGACGAUGGAGUCCUGAAAUGAACACACACACAGAGACACACGACGGGUGUGUGAAGGCGUAUGGAGGGGCAUCUGUGUAGGUCAGGUCACCAUGAGGGCUGUGACGGAGGCCUCGAUGAGAGAGAAGGCCGAGUCGAUGCCCAGCAGCACCAGCGUCAGGAAAAACAACACACACCUGACAGACAGGCAGACAGACAGACAGGCAGACAGACAGGGGCGUGAAGGAAGGCACACGUUGAUGUGUGCUGUCGAUGCUCCUUGCUGACCAGACAUGGCUGCCCGGUAGGAGGCUGAGUGCCACUGGAUAUGCCGUAAAGACGAGGCCAGGACCAUCCACAGGAAGGUAACCCAGGUUCACUCCCGCCUGGUCAGCCAAGUGACCCAACACCGAAAACACCGCAAACCCUGAACAGACAGAUAUGCACGUACGCUAGGACGGCUGUCUGUCUGUCUGUCUGUCUGUCUGUGUGUGUGGUUUCUCUCUGCGCGGGCUGCCUACCAGCCACAAAUGACGUUAAGAAGUCACAGAAUGAGAUGAUGAGGCUGUCCUGGGCCACGUUGCACGACUUGCGGUUGUACGAAGCAUCUGUCAGCAGAGAGAAAGUUGGUGGGGUGGAAGCGAAGCCGUGCAUUGGGGAGUGCAAUUGCAAGAUGUCUUGUCGUGUUGCGCUGCUCACGUACACGCAGUCAGCACGCCGAAACACAGGGAGAGCGAGAAGAAGACCUGGGAGGUCGCUUCACUCCACACAAUCGGCUCGUCCUUCAGCACCGACAGGUUCCACUUGCCUAUAUACGCCUCCACCCCCACACCGGCGCCGUCCAGCGUCAGGCCGCGUAUCAUCAAGAUCACAAUCAGGAUGAAGGGCAUCAGCAUCGUGAAGUAGGUGACACGGCCGGUGACGAAGACCCCACGGAACAAAGAUAGCCAUAUCAGAAUCCAGACCACGAUCAUCCCGUAGAAGGUGUACAAGAGGAAGUCCUGCGCGCCGACAGCAGCCUCCCCAGCCAUGACCACCGAGUUAUCGAAGAAGUCUGUGGAUGCGGUGAGCGCGGUGCUGUCAGUUGCCGCCACCCACGGCAGGGUGGGGUUGAAGGACGCCACGAAGUAUCUCAGGGCCCAGCUGAUGAUGAGGUUGUAGUAUGUGGCCAGCACGAAGGCACCGAAGCAUCCGCUGGCGCCGAUGCCCCUCAGCCGUCGAUGGAUGGAAGCCCACGCCACGAAGUCGCUCCCCUGAUCGAUCACCGACACACACACACAGACAGACAGACAGACAGACAGACAGACGGACAAGAUGCAGCCAGUGACGUGACGUGCCACCUUACUAUACGCUCACCCACCCACCCACUCACCUGGAAGACUUGUCCGAGUGCCAGCUCCAGCGUCAUGAGUGGUAUGCCAAGGAAGAACAGAGCCAACACGAAGGGAAUAAAGAACGCACCUCCGCCCCAUUUGAACGACAGGUAAGGGAACCUGCAGGCAGCCAUACCACGAACACACACAAUGACGCACGCCUCAACAAGUCUGGUUGUUGGGUUGUUGCGUGUUGUGUGUAUUCAUCGCUUGCUUGCCUCCAGAGGUUGCCGAGGCCGACAGCGGACCCAACAGCGGCGCAGAUGAAGGCCGCUCGUGAGCUCCACCUCUCGCCUGUGUCAAGGGAAACACCGCAACCGCAGAUCUGUCAUGAAUGUGGCCUUUACUUUUCUUCUGCUUCGCUCACGGUCACUGUCAGGCGCUUUCACCGCCUCCAUCAUCCUUUUU